GAGUGUGGGGCAGGGCCAGCUUAAGGCUGCCAGCUACUGGCAGUGAGGAAAUCCAGAGGGCAGCAGCCUGCACUUAGGCAGCCCUCACUCACUGCCUGCCUGCAGCCAGUUCUGUGCGAGGCGCAAUGGCCCCGAGGACAGGAGGCCCAGCUCUGGUGGUACUUCUGGCUUUCUGGGUGGCACUGGGCUCCUGUGACCUGCAAGGGUCAGAUCCUGGAGCAUCCACAGAUGCCGAGGGCCCCCCGUGCCCUGUCACCUGUACCUGCAGCUAUGACGACCACACAGAGGAGCUCAGCGUCUUCUGCAGUUCGAGGAACCUCACACGGCUGCCUGAUGGCAUCCCAGCGAGCACCAGGGCCCUGUGGCUGGACGGCAACAACCUCUCCUCCAUCCCCUCGGCGGCUUUCCAAAACCUGUCCAGCUUGGACUUCCUCAACCUGCAGGGCAGCUGGCUGAGCAGUCUGGAGCCCCAGGCGCUGCUGGGCCUGCAGAACCUCUACCACUUGCACCUGGAGCGGAACCUGCUCCGAGGUCUCACUGCUGGCUUGUUCACGCACACGCCCAGCCUGGCUUCACUCAGCCUGAGCAACAACCUCCUGGGCCGGCUGGAAGAGGGGCUGUUCCGGGGCCUCGGUCACCUCUGGGACCUCAACCUGGGCUGGAACAGCCUAGUGGUACUGCCCGAUACUGUGUUCCAGGGCCUGGGUAACCUCCGGGAGCUGGUGCUGGCUGGCAACAAACUGGCUUACCUGCAGCCUUCGCUCUUCUGUGGCUUGGGUGAGCUGCGAGAGCUGGACCUGAGCAGGAACGCGCUGCGCAGCGUCAAAGCCAACGUCUUCAUACACCUGCCCAGGCUGCAGAAGCUGUACCUGGACCGCAACUUUGUCACAGCUGUGGCCCCCGGUGCCUUCCUGGGCAUGAAGGCACUGCGCUGGCUGGACCUGUCCCAUAACCGCGUGGCAGGCCUCCUGGAGGACACCUUCCCAGGCCUGCUGGGUCUGCAUGUUCUGCGCCUGGCACACAACGCCAUCACUAUCUUGCGGCCCCGUACUUUCAAAGACUUACACUUCUUGGAGGAAUUGCAGCUUGGUCACAAUCGCAUCCGGCAGUUAGGUGAGAAGACAUUUGAGGGCCUUGGGCAGCUCGAGGUGCUCACGCUCAAUGACAAUCAGAUCCACGAGGUCAAGGUGGGUGCCUUCUUUGGUCUCUUCAAUGUGGCCGUUAUGAAUCUCUCCGGCAACUGUCUGAAGAGCCUCCCAGAGCGAGUGUUCCAGGGCCUGGGCAAGCUGCACAGCCUGCACCUGGAGCACAGCUGCCUGGGCCGCAUCUGCCUGCACACUUUCGCCGGCCUCUCGGGGCUGCGCAGGCUCUUCCUCAGGGGCAACAGCAUCUCCAGCAUCGAGGAGCAUAGUCUGGCGGGUCUCUCUGAGCUCCUUGAGCUUGAUCUUACCGACAACCAGCUCACACAUCUGCCCCACCAGCUUUUCCAGGGACUUGGUCAGCUCGAGUACCUGCUUCUCUCGUAUAACCGGCUGUCGGCGCUGUCUGAGGAUGUCCUGAGCCCCUUGCAGCGGGCCUUCUGGCUGGACAUCUCCCACAACCGCCUGGAGGGGCUGUCAGAAGGCCUUUUCUCACGACUGGGGCGGCUGCGCUACCUCAGCCUCAGGAACAACUCUUUGCACACCUUCUCGCCACAGCCUGGCCUGGAGCGUCUGUGGCUUGAUGCCAACCCCUGGGACUGCCACUGUCCCCUCAAGGCACUGCGUGACUUUGCCCUGCAGAACCCCGGCGUUGUCCCCCGCUUUGUUCAGACUGUCUGUGAGGGGGAUGACUGCCAACCGGUGCACACCUACAACAACAUCACCUGUGCGGGCCCUGCCGACGUCGCAGGCCUCGACCUUCGAGACAUUAGCGAAACACAUUUUGCGCACUGCUGACUCUGGCUACCACUGGCCUGGUUUGGCCUAAUGCCGCCUUGUGGUCAGGACAGUUCUCACUGUUACCAGAAUCGCCAGCCCUCGAAGCCAGUGGGGGGAGGGGCGGAGAAUACCUACCCAUCUCUAGGGAACAGGUUCUAGGCUGCUCACAUCCUGGAAGCAGGGCAGUACUGGCAGCCAUGUGGCCUAAACUCAGAAAGGUGGGCACAGGCCAGGUGCCCAAGGACCCAACCAGGAGGCGAAGCACUCAGCAGCACUCCCUGCUGGCAACAAUUAAAAGCAAGCACUAAGCAUGGCUUGU
Alexandromys fortis (reed vole) is the source of this 2238-nucleotide messenger RNA. It is a transcript of the gene Igfals, whose product is annotated as insulin like growth factor binding protein acid labile subunit. Gene Ontology annotation, molecular function: protein binding. NCBI's taxonomy places the organism in Eukaryota, Metazoa, Chordata, Mammalia, Rodentia, Cricetidae. The transcript has 2 exons. The record is from RefSeq and is a predicted model, not a curated record. Bases 126 to 1937 code for a protein of 603 amino acids.